Triplophysa rosa is the source of this 2080-nucleotide messenger RNA. RefSeq names its product NEDD4-binding protein 2-like 2. The record is from RefSeq and is a predicted model, not a curated record. Lineage: Eukaryota; Metazoa; Chordata; Actinopteri; Cypriniformes; Nemacheilidae. Bases 1227 to 1652 code for a protein of 141 amino acids. Gene Ontology annotation, molecular function: transcription corepressor activity. Gene Ontology annotation, cellular component: nucleus. Gene Ontology annotation, biological process: negative regulation of transcription by RNA polymerase II. The transcript is spliced from 5 exons.
UACUUCCUGGUGUGUAGUCGCCACUUUUGUUGUCUUUCUGUCUUUUCAGAUUUACCGAAGAUCGAAACCGUCAGUUAAUGGACAUAAGAACUGCUUAAAUGUCAGAUGCCCGAUGUCAAUGCCAGUGAGUCUACUUCUCCCUCCGAGGGUGGAAAUGUAGAAGUCGCCUAUGCAAACACAACACAAACUAACCUACGUGGUUUAUCAGCGGUUUUAACCUCCAACAGUCACACCAAUUCAGACACUAGCGUAAGUGACGAACUUACUAGCACGUGUUCCCUAGAAGCCACGAGCGAACAGGACAGAAACCGUGUCAUUCAAGAUUUAGGUAUCACUAGCACUGCGUUCAUUGGCCCUGCAUGUCGCCCUGAGCCACCAUCCAUUGAGCAGGAGCUUUCUGAGUUUUACAAAGAGCUUCAGGAAGUGGACCACAGUGACGAGGUCGACGGCCAUGCCCUUGAUGAGCAGGGUCAGAAUCCAUCCUGCAAACCUGAGAGUGACCCACGACAGAAGGACAGUUCUGCUGUCGUAACUGAUCGCAGUAGAGCUUACAGACCCUACCCAGAUCCACACCAGCGCAGUGGACAACAGUGGCAAUGUGGAGGUCCAAGGAGAUGGAGACCUCGCACGCCAUAUGGUAAUGAAGGCUUUGGCGAAAGGCGACACUUAGCCCCGUGGUGUCCCCCUCCACCAUGGAUUCCUCCGGGACCACCAAACCCAGCUUUCCAGUUCUUCCCUCCCCCACCAUUUGGAGGUCCCAUCAUGUAUCCUCCAUACAUGAGACCUCAGCAGAACUUCCAAAGUCACGCUGACAUCAGCAAGAGGGCACCGUGGGAAGUGCCAUGGUUACCGCCAAAUGAAUGGCAUGACAAUGCCAGGGGUCCAUCAUUUUGCGAUUCUAGAUUCCCUGAGGAUUAUGAAACGUCUACAUCAAACUGGCAGCAGAACAACCCCGAACAACAGUUUCAUCAUUAUAACACUUUACAUCUCAUAUUAUUGAGGGGUCUACCGGGCUCUGGAAAAUCCACUUUGGCCAGGCGAGUUGUUGGCAUAACCUGAAUUCAAAAAUAAAGGAAAAAAUACAUUUGUAGGGAAUAAACAAAACACAACUUCGAUAUCGUUUCUCUUGUGUUUAAUAAAACAGUAGACAACGAUUCGAAAUGUACGUCACGUUUAAAUAAACUAGCAGCAGUUUUAAGUUUGACUUCUUUUUAAUAUUAAUAAAAAUGCCUUGCAGAGAUCUUAUGUCCGGUGGCCCCAAUGGAACAAUACUAAGUACAGAUGACUACUUUUUCCAAGACAACACAUAUGUAUUUGAUAGCACACUGCUCGCGGAUGCUCACGACUGGAAUCAAAAGAGAGCUGAGCAUGCGAUGUCCGAGGGUCGCUCACCUGUUAUCAUCGACAACACAAACAUCAAAGCCUGGGAGAUGAAGCCAUACGUUAAAAUGGCUUUAAAAAACGGAUAUAAAGUGGACGUUCGUGAACCAGAAACCAACUGGAAAUAUGAUCCUAUCCAGUUAGAAAAAAGGAAUACACAUGGAGUCCCUCGAGAAACAAUAGAAAAGAUGCUGGAUCGUUUCGAGCGGCCCGUGGACAUUGACAUUGUGAUGAAUUCUGCGGAGCCUCCUCAUAAAAGCAGAGCACGUUAACAGAAUCUGUUGAUGGACAUGUUGGCCCGGUUUCACAGACACGGCUUAGCUUAAUCCAGGACUAAGCCUUAGUUGAAUUAAGAUAUUUAUGUCGCUUUUAUAAAAAUACAGUGGAAGAAUACAUUACUGGUGUGCAUCUCGAGACAAAUCAAUGGCACUGAUAUAUUUUAAGAUAUUUCUGGGCAAGUUAUAUUCAUCGGGCCAUUGUCUUUUAGAAUUGAAUCAUUUGUUUUAUGAAUAUGGAUUCAUGUGAAGUUAAAGCUGUAUGGUGAUGUUCAAUGAAGGACCUUGUUUUUUUUAAACAAACCUGGAUUUUUAUCUCUUUUUAAUGAAAAUGUAGACUAUCGUGACUGCAUUCAAGCAAUGUUCAAGUUUCUAGAUUUGUACACUGUGAAAUACUAAAAGAAUAAAAAUACAAAUACACUAGA